This is a messenger RNA of Microdochium trichocladiopsis, 1507 nucleotides long. RefSeq lists its product as uncharacterized. The transcript has 5 exons. The coding region runs from base 4 to 1470 and encodes 488 amino acids. Gene Ontology annotation, molecular function: N,N-dimethylaniline monooxygenase activity; NADP binding; flavin adenine dinucleotide binding. NCBI's taxonomy places the organism in Eukaryota, Fungi, Ascomycota, Sordariomycetes, Xylariales, Microdochiaceae. The record is from RefSeq and is a predicted model, not a curated record.
AACAUGGACGUGAAGUCGGUUGCCGUGAUUGGCGCAGGCGCAGCUGGGGCCAUCACGGCUGCGGCGCUGAAGGCCGAAUCUUAUUUCGAGCGUAUCAAGGUGUUUGAACGGCGAGAAGCUGCGGGUGGUACAUGGAUCUAUGAUGCUGACCCAGGGGCCAAGCACCCUAUCUUCCCUGGAAAACUGCCUGUCGAUGUCGACAGGCCUCUUGAAAUACCCCCGGAAUUGCCAACAAUCACCCAGCCUUCCAAGCGGGAGCGCUGGACUACUACCCCCAUUUAUAGUACAUUGACAACCAAUGUCCCGGACAUAGCAAUGUGCUUCUCAGACAAGCGAUUCGCGUAUGGGCCAUUCGUGCCCCACUACAUAGCUCGGCAGUACGUGGAAAGCUACUUCGCUGCUCACCACACCGAUGACUUUCUUGAGCUCAAUACGACCGUGGAAGACCUCUCCAUGGUGCUCGACUCCGAGAACAAGAAAAAACAAGAUUGGAACCUGACUCUACGAAAGUACGACCCUGUUCGCCGCGUCGACAUCUGGUGGGAGGAGAGAUUCGAUGCUGUAGUGCUGGCCAAUGGUCACUACGCGGUGCCCUACGUCCCGCAGGUUCAAGGUCUUGAAAAUUACCUCCUUAAGUACCCUGGGCGAGUGCUACAUUCCAAGUUCUAUCGCUCUCCAGACCUUUUUGCAGGCAAGCGUAUCGUCGUAGUAGGUAACUCUGCCUCAGGUCGCGAUGUGAGCUUAGACGUCCUCAAGACAGCAAGGCUGCCCGUGGUCAUAUCCCAACGCUCGAAGUCGAGGUGGGAUGGCGACCAACCACCAGAAGGGAUCGAGUGGAAGCCAAUCAUCAAGGAGUUUGGUACUGAUGGCAGGAUCACGUUUAAUGAUGAGAGCUAUCUUGACGACGUCGACAUCGUCGUAUAUUGUACCGGGUACAAGACCUCGUUCCCUUUCUGGAACGAAAAGGCGAAUGGACGAGCUCUAUGGGAUUACGCGGAAAACAGGCUACGAGGUUGUUAUUGGCACACUUUUCUCCGAGACUUUCCCACAAUCGCUCUCGUUGGCGUACCCCGAACAUUGACCUUCCGGAGCUUCGAGUACCAAGCCAUCGCGAUCGCACGAAUAUGGUCGAACAGAAACUCUACAGCACUGCCAUCGCUUCGAGAUCAAGAAGAGUGGGAAAAAGCACGGGCGAAGCGAACUAGAUCUGAGGGAAAGAAGUUCCAUGACAUUCCAUGGGAUAAUGGGGAGACAACGGAGUAUUUCGACUUUCUGUUCAAGAUCGCAGGACUCGGGACAAUCCAUGGCGCGGGCAGGGUCCCCCCCGUACUAGGCAAGGACAUGGUAUGGGCUAUUGAGCAUCUUCGCAAGUACCCUGAUCCUCCUCAAAGAGACAACCAAUGCAUAGAAGCCGAAGGAGAAUGGGUUGUCGUGAAAAGUUCGCGCCAAGAUAGCCUAGCUUUUCUAUAAUGGCGCGUCGCAGGCCGCACGAACGCACAUAUAUGCC